UCAUAUCUUGUAGAUCUAACACUGCUUUCUUUUUAUAUUUUUAGUGCUCCUGGUCUCUUUGUUCUGCUUUUCUUCGGGGGGCACCCAGUACAUGGCGACUGGCUCGAAUAUAUCUAUUUGUGGAACUAAGUGUGGCCCUCAGGAAAUAGCGCACAAUCUCCAUUUUAAAGACUCAUUUCUUGCCCAUAUACCGUGUAAGGGCUUUGUCCAAUUAGAUGACCAUUUCAAGCCCAGGACUGAAUGCAAUGUCUCCAGUGUGUGCUGCGUGAUCAGAAAUGCUCAGAGAAAAGACUCUGGCAGCUAUUCCAUAACAUCAAUCAGAGCUGAUGGGAAGGACGUCGAGAUCCUGAAUAAUUUGUGUGUUAUUCUGGAUAACAUCACCGGGGUCAGCAUCAGAAGCAAUAACUCCGAUCUGACCACUUCUCUGCACGUUGUGUUUACUGGGGACAUGGCCACAGUCACCUGGACCCGAGAUGGAGGAGACCUGCCUGAAAAGCACCGGCUGAGUGAGCAGAACAGGACCCUGGAGCUACAGAACGAGGAUGAUGGGACAUACAGAGCAUCGGUGUCUAACCCACUGGGCACGGCCUGUGCAGAGUACAAGCUCCAGGGUACAAAGAGCUAUGCAGGUAAAUGCGAGCAUCCCCUACGACAUCUUACGGACAACAAACCCCAAAAAACUCCUGCACGUCCCUGGAGUAACAGUCAGGCAAACCGUACUUCACAGGGCCUGUAA
Molecule: messenger RNA, 736 nt
Organism: Spea bombifrons (plains spadefoot toad)
Lineage: Eukaryota; Metazoa; Chordata; Amphibia; Anura; Pelobatidae
Exons: 2
Coding region: 92-736 (214 amino acids)
Source: RefSeq, a predicted model, not a curated record